GCUCCAGGACCUGAGGAUCGGAAACCCAUUUGUGCAUGGACUGCAUCUUGCUGGAUUUCCCUCUUCACGGACGAUGUUGGUAUUUUUGCCAACCCGAGCAAGGAAGAGCUCAAUGCGAUCUCCUCCAUCCUUUUGGCCCUUGGUGAUGUGAGCAGUCUGGUCACUAACCUAUCAAAGUCUGAGAUCUUCCCCAUUUGUUGCCACGACAUGGAUCUACAUGACAUCCUCUCUGAAUUCGCCGCCAAGAUUGCUUCCUUCCCUAGAAGGUACCUGGGGUUGCCUAUGCACUCUCGCCGCUUUUGCAAUAUCGAUUAUCAAGGCCUCAUUGGGGUUACCCGAUCAACAGGCCACGCGCACUUGUCGAGGCUGGGGAGGUGGGUAAGCUCAAUGGAGUGCGCUAGCAUGUGGCUCAAAGUGCGUGGGUGGUAACCAUGGGCGACCAAGUGGGUGUUGGGCACCAUGAGAUGCGGGUGCGGACCUAGAGGUCGUCGGCUCAAUCCCCAUCCCCAUGGAUGCCCAUGUGACUUUGAAAUACUCACCUCCCUCAAGAGGUGUUCCUCCACGCCAACCAACUAAAAUCCCACGAGCGCGCGAUUCCUUGGUGCCCAGCACCACGCCAACAAAGUGAUGAACCAGCGAGAGUUGGUCGGAGGAGUUGGGUAAAGAACAUGAAAUUUUUAGCUUUGGUCAUUUUGCAUAACUUUUAGAGACAAGUUAAACCCUAAACUUCUUUUUUUAACUAAAAUGGUACACUUAAACCAAUUAGUAGAGCAAAGUGUGCAGUUUUUAAGUUAAUGAACUAAAGUGUGCUUUUGUGUGAGUUUAUGGAACGUGGAGUAACUAAGCAUUUCACUCUUAUUAGGGCUUGUAUAAUGUAUGGUGUUUAGAGAAGGUGCUUAGAGAAACAGUCUCCUCUUAAGAAUCAAUGCUUAUUUGUUGAGGAUAGACACUUAAUUAGACACUUAUCCUGUCGAGAUAAGCACCAAUGCCUAAGAUAAUCGGCUUAUUUUACUGAACAUUAUACAAGGCCGUGGAAGAUUAUGGAGAAAAGAGGGACAGAGUCAAGCGGACAACGAUUUGCUUUGGUCAUUUGCAGAAACCACCCCCAUAGAAACAACUUUCAUGGGUGCCAUCCUUUACAUACACACGUGUCCGACAAGAAAUUACAGCAACGACCUUUUUUUUUACCAAAGCGGUACACUUAAUAAACCAGUUAAUAGACUAUAAACUGUGUGAUUUUUUAGUUCAUGAACUGAAUUGUUUAUCCACCGUCAAUUUAGUUCAUCCACCGUUAGUUUAUGGGCUAAUGAGGCAUUUCACUGUUAGAGAGGGAGGAGGGACAUAUAGUCAAGCUGACAACGAUUUCUAAAGCGCAAAAGGUCCAACUAGAUGACACAAGCCCGGCCAAGUGGCGGCAGCUCGAAACAACAGCCAGCAGAAAAAAUCAACGCAAAAUCGCGUCUUUUCGCAAACGAAAACCUCCCAGCACCGGCAAGAACCAGGGGAUCGUCCCUCCCCUCCCUCUCCCCCCACCCUCCUUUCCCACUCCAAUCCAGUCACGUCGCGCUCCAUCUCCUCCGCCCCUCUUUCCAAGAUUCUCCCCACCAUCGCCAAAAAGAUCGGCGGCGAGACGAGAGAGGGAAAGGCCGGCCGGCGAAAAGGGAAAGCCAAGCACCCUGCAAGGCGCAGCUCGGUGCCGUGAGCGGAGAGGAGAGGCCGGUCCGUCGAUUGAUCGAUUCCGUUUCCAUAUCGCUCCCCGGACCCCGAGAUGGGAUUUUGAUGCCGGAUUCCUCCCGCUUUCUUUAUCUCCAGUUUGGUUCUUCUUGCUAUAUCCCUCGUGGGGUUUCCAGCUUCCCCCUGAACUUUUCGUCGUUAUAGAGGCUUCGCUUCUGCCGUCCUUCCGCCUCUUCAAUCUCGCAGUCCAACCUCCGGCCGUUAGCUGUGUUCCUCCGAUUCCAGAGCAGCUCGCCAUUUUCGCCGGAGACUGCUGCUGCUGUCGUCCGACAUACUCUGUUCUUGAUUCCAAUUUCUUUUCCGGGCCGGGCGACUCUGCUGUGCAACUUGCCCACUGACUGCACACAAAGUGAUUGUUUCUUGGCAUAAUUCUGGCACAAAUGGACGACGGGGUGGACCUCCCGAGCCAAUUCCUCUUCCCGCACCCGGAGAUGCCCGGCGCCUUCAGCGACCUCCUGGGCGACGCCGCCGCGACCUGCACCCACACGCACACCUGCAACCCUCCGGGCCCGUCAGCCGCCACGCACACGCACACCUGCCUGCACACCCACACCCACCAGCUCUUCGCCGCCGGCAGCGAGGACGACGACGCGGCGCGGCCCCGCCGGCCGCUGGGGAACCGGGAGGCCGUGCGCAAGUACCGGGAGAAGAAGAAGGCGCACGCCGCGUUCCUGGAGGAGGAGGUCAAGCAGCUGCGCGCCGCCAACCAGCAGCUCCAGCGCCGGCUGCAGGGCCACGCCACGCUUGAGGCCGAGGUGGCGCGGCUGAGGGGCCUCCUCUUCGACGUCCGGGCCAAGAUCGACGCGGAGGCCGCCGGCGCGUUCCCGUUCCAGAAGCAGUGCAGCGUCGGCUCCGUGGCGUGCGCCGACCCGACCCUCUGCUUCAACAAUGGCAACUCUGAGGUCGGUGGCGCCUGCUGGGAGGACAGCUCCGGGCCGGCGGCUGCGGAUUACAGGUUCGAUGAAGACGGCAAUGGCAAUGGCGGCGCGUCGCGGGAGAUCGAUGCUCCGGAACAACCGGUGCGUUCCAUGGAUGUCGUUGAGCUCUGCUGCUUCCCUAGCUGAAUCUAUGAAUGUGAUCAAGGAUUGUUUCGGCAGUUGUUGCAUGAGAGUUGUUUUACAUUUUUGGUGAAAACACACUCUCAUGGAAUGAAAGGGCGAUCAGUGAGUAUAACUGAUAUGAUGUUCUUAUGUUUUGAUACUAUGCUUAUACUCAUAUAUAAUAGCAAUAGAAGGAGGUUACAGCUAUACUCAGGAGGA
Molecule: messenger RNA, 2993 nt
Organism: Triticum aestivum (bread wheat)
Lineage: Eukaryota; Viridiplantae; Streptophyta; Magnoliopsida; Poales; Poaceae
Product: basic leucine zipper 23
Exons: 1
Coding region: 2115-2798 (227 amino acids)
Biological process (GO): DNA-templated transcription; regulation of transcription by RNA polymerase II
Molecular function (GO): DNA-binding transcription factor activity, RNA polymerase II-specific; RNA polymerase II cis-regulatory region sequence-specific DNA binding
Source: RefSeq, a predicted model, not a curated record